This is a messenger RNA of Trifolium pratense (red clover), 1198 nucleotides long. Its product is annotated as probable diphthine methyl ester synthase. Bases 139 to 963 code for a protein of 274 amino acids. Lineage: Eukaryota; Viridiplantae; Streptophyta; Magnoliopsida; Fabales; Fabaceae. Gene Ontology annotation, biological process: protein histidyl modification to diphthamide. Gene Ontology annotation, molecular function: diphthine synthase activity. The record is from RefSeq and is a predicted model, not a curated record. The transcript has 5 exons.
GGAAACCCGAGUGAGAAACUGAGAAAGACUGUAUGUGACGAGAAAGACCUUUGCUCCAUUCUCCCUUCUUCCGCCACCGCCACCGUUAACUCUCCUCCUCGUUCCGUCGUUUGCCUGCGCCGUCGGUCCACCAGAAAAAUGUUAUACAUAAUCGGCUUAGGGUUAGGCGACGAGAAAGAUAUAACCGUCAAAGGCUUAGAAGCUAUUGAAAAAUGCGAAAAGGUUUACAUGGAAGCUUACACUUCACUUCUCUCCUUCGGUCUCUCCUCACAUGGCCUCUCCAACCUCGAAAAAUUCUACGGUAAACCCAUCAUUCUUGCUGAUAGAGAAAUGGUUGAAGAAAAAGCCGAUCAAUUUCUCUCUCAAGCUCAACACUCUCAUGUUGCUUUUCUUGUUGUUGGUGAUCCUUUUGGGGCUACAACCCAUACUGAUCUUGUUGUUAGAGCUAAGAAGAUGGGAGUUGAGGUCAAAAUUGUCCACAAUGCAUCUGUUAUGAAUGCUGUUGGGAUUUGUGGUUUGCAGCUAUAUCGUUAUGGAGAGACUGUUUCAAUACCCUUCUUCACGGAUACAUGGAGACCUGAUAGCUUUUAUGAAAAGAUUCGAGAAAAUCGAAAUUUGGGACUUCACACACUUUGCUUGUUAGAUAUUCGGGUGAAGGAGCCCACAUUGGAAUCUUUGUGCAGAGGACGAAAAGACUAUGAACCACCCAGAUAUAUGACAAUCAACACAGCCAUUGAGCAGCUAUUGGAGAUUGCACAAGCACGGGAAGAAUCCGCCUACACUGAAGAUACUGAGUGUGUUGGGCUUGCUCGGAUUGGAAGUGAAGAUCAAAUGGUAGUAGCUGGAACAAUGAAGCAAUUACUGUUGAUUGAUUUUGGAGCGCCUUUGCAUUGCCUAGUCAUAACAGGCAAGACUCAUCCUCUGGAGGAAGAAAUGCUGGAUUUCUACAGAUGCAGGACAUAGUUACAACAUCAUUCUUUUAAAAAUGAAGCUGUAGCUGUGUUUUUGGUAUUAAUGCAAAAUGUUAAGAAUUUUCAAAGAAGCUGUAGCUGUGUUUUUGUCUUAAUGCAGAGAAAAUUUUACAGCACAAAAUGUUAAGAAUUUUAUAAAAUGGCAUAUGUUAACUUGUGAAAGAAUUUUCCAUCCAAUGAUGGUCAUUCUUUUAAAAAAAUGUUGUCUAUUGGUUUUACAAGAGUUA